GGUUCGGCGGUGCUCCCGGCUGGCGCCGGCUCCGCGCCCUCUGUAGGGAGUGGAUGCGGGAAGUGAGUGUUUGCAUCAUCGCAAGCAACUACCAGGGAGGCCGCGGCGGUGCCGGCGCAGGGGCGGGGUCGCGGGAGAAACCGGGCAGAGUGGGCCCGCCCCUUGGGUGGAAUCCGGCGGUUCCGGCGCCUUUCGCGGGCCGGUCGGCCCAGAGGGUUAACAGCCAAGGCCGCCCUCCGAGACCUAGUGGCUUCCCGGGCUAGGCACAGAAGCCAACCCCGGAUUUAACUCUUCAAAUGCUGAAGAGCUUGGGACGUGAAAACCGGCAUUUCAAAAUCAUUCCCUUCAUCAAAGCAUACCUGUCGAGGCACGUUCUUUCCAGUAUCCACAGGGCUGGGCGCCACCUGCUGCCGGAGACCGAAAGGAAACGGCAUCCUCCAGCCGUAGCAACGGUUUCUAUGUACAGCGCGGGUCACGGACUGCCUGAGAUACGGGAGCUCUACAGCCAACCCGCAACGGUCAAGGGGCACUUUAGGACUCUACGCAACUGCUCCCCAUUCCCCUGCUUUGUUCACAAGGACCGGUGGCCGCCGCCAGAGUCCGGGAACCCCCCCGCGCCGCACCACCACCUCCGCGUUGCCGCUCUGCCCCAACAUCCGCCACCGUCAGCCCCCAGAAACAGAAGGCCCCCAGGUUGUUUCCCCGGCCGACAAGGUUGUUCAUCCCUCCAACUGCAGUCCGACGGUGCAUUUGCUCGUCCGGGUUCGUCUUUCACCCCAGCUUGCGAUGGAGAGAGACGUAGUUUACUCUUGGCCGGCAUAUACUCACCUGGUUCAGACCCCAAGCCUUGCGGAGGCCGCAGCCACACACUUCACCAGCCGCGCGGCUCGUUCCCAGGGAGGGGCGUGUCGCCCCGCCCCACUCCCCCUACUCCGGCACCCAAGGGCUUGCGGCGGACCGCCGGGGGCGGGGAUUAGGGCCUCUGCGUGAUGACUGGCUAGUCUCCGGUUUGCCAUCCGGCUGAUUGGCCUUGCAAACCCAGCUUCACCCGGACAGAAGAACGUUAGCCGAGAAAUAAGAGUUGCAAUUCCACGUGCCCUGUAAUUUUCUUUUCACGCACACUUUGUUCUUUUUCUGGUUAUAAUUAUGUACAUAUACAAUUAUGCUGAAUAAACAAUCAGGAUAAAAACUAACUCAAAGGAAAUGGACUAUGCAAGCAAAUGAAAAUUACCACUAUCAUCUUCAUAAAGACAUUGCGUCCAAUAAUUAAUAGAUGGAUUAGAGAGUAAAGCUGAAGAACUCUUUCACAGAGCAGAUAAAGAAAAAAAAGGAAAUUGAAAAAGAUGAAAAAGUUAGGUCUAAUAUUAGAUUUAAAAGAUCUAGAGAGAAGAGAAUAAUGAGGGUAGGAAGUUAUCAAUUCAAGAAAAUUUUCCAGAAUUGAAGAGCUUGAGUUUCCAGACUGAAAGCACCCACCAAGUGACCAAAACAGGGAAGGAAAACAGACCCAUACCAAGGCACAAACUGCGAAACUUCAGGACACUAGCAAAGAAAAUUCUAAGUUUCUACAGUGAAAACAGGUCACAUACAAAGCAUUAGGAAGAAGAAUAGUUUUGGACUUAUCCACAAUAAUACAGAAAACUAGAUGACAUUCUGACACUGGUGAAGAACACAAGACAGGUUAUUUCAGGCAGAGAGAAAAGCAGGAGCACAGGCAAAAAGGUCCGUUAUCUGCUUAAGGAACUGCAAACAUCUCCUUAAAACCAAGAUUGAGAGGUGGGUUGAAGUGGUGACAGAGGCAGGAAAGGAGUCUAUACUAUU
Messenger RNA from Kogia breviceps (pygmy sperm whale), 1818 nucleotides. NCBI's taxonomy places the organism in Eukaryota, Metazoa, Chordata, Mammalia, Artiodactyla, Physeteridae. The record is from RefSeq and is a predicted model, not a curated record.